This is a messenger RNA of Paramecium primaurelia, 7611 nucleotides long. NCBI's taxonomy places the organism in Eukaryota, Ciliophora, Oligohymenophorea, Peniculida, Parameciidae. The record is from the annotation of a GenBank genome assembly.
AUGAAGAAUUUAAUUCUCAUCUGCUUAAUAGCUAUGGUCUUAACAUAGCAAGUACAACAUAAAAAUCAGUGCAGUGAUUGUGGACAAUUAAAAUCACAAAAUGAUUGUGAAUAAGAAAUUACUGUUACUGGAGCUUGUGAAUGGGUAGCUGCAGCAGGAACAACAGCAGCAAAAUGUUAGAAAAAGACAACAGUGGAUCCUGUAGCUUCAUUCAAACCUUAUUGUGAGCUUGUUGAUAAGCCAGAAACAAAUUGUGCUAAGACAUUAGGAUGUGCCUAUAUCGAUUCAAAAUGUACACAUUUUGCAGGAUGUCCAGCAUAUGUUAAAACUACAACAACAGAUUGUUAGGCAAUAUCCUUUUUUUGCGUUAGCGAUGGAAAUGCAUGUAUUGAAGCAAAAGAAUGUAAAGAAUACAAUUAACAACAAUGCGAAUCAACUCCAAGUAUCUCAGGUAUUCUCAAAUGUAAAUGGGAUACAAACUCUGGAGCAUGUAGAGAUUACUCUUGUUCAGAAGCAGAUACUAGUUUAAAUACUGAUGAAAAAUGUUCAGCUUGGUUGGCUGGUUGUGUGACAAAAGGUUAAGGUUGUGUUAAUUCUCCAAGACCUGCUUGUGCUACUUAUACAGGAGAUGAUGCUGCUUGUUAAUCAUUUAUUGGAUCAGAUGGAAAUUGUGAAUUAGCAGCUGGUACCACAAAUUGUAAAGCUAAGGAAUGUGCAAAUGCUCCAUUAUCUUUAGCUACUGAUGAUGAUUGCAAAGCAUAUCAAAAGGGAUGUAUCACAACAGGAAAAGGUUGUGUUUUAGCAACAACAAAGCCUUUAUGUUCUACAUAUUCAGGAGAUAACACAACUUGCGUAGGAUAUAUUGGAUCAGAUGGUAUCUGUGAAGGAGAUGCUGGUGGUUCAAAGUGCAGGGCAAGAAAGUGUGAAAACGGUACUUUCAAUACUGAUGAACUUUGCAAAUAAUACCAAGUUAGUUGUAGAACAAAUGGCAAGACUUGUGUUUCAGCAUUAACAGCUUGUAACACAUAUAAAGGUACUGCCACAACUUGUGCUGUAUAUAUUGGUACUGAUGGAUAUUGCAAAGGAACCAGUACAACAACUGAAGCUUCUUGCUUACCAAAAGUUUGUGAUGAAGCUCCAGAUACAACAACAACUGAUGAGGCUUGUAAUAAAUAUUAAGUUGGAUGUGUUACUACAGGGAAAGGUUGUGUUACAAAAGCUAAUUUGAAAUCUUGUACUACUUAUGAUGGUGAUGCUACUAGUUGUUAAUCAAGAGUUGGAUCUGAAGGAAAAUGUAUGUGGAAGAGUGGAACCAAAUGUGUAGCUAGAGAUUGUACAAGUGCAGCAACUAAUUUAAAUACUAAUCCUCUAUGUGCUAAUUAUUUCACUAAUUGUGUUACUACUGGAUCAGGAUGUGUUUCAUAAACUACUUGUGAUUUAACAGUCAAAUAAUAAAGUUGUGAAGGUACAACCAAUUGUUCAUGGUAACCAAUUUGUACAAGUAAUGCCUAAUGCAGUGAAUUUAAGAAAAAAUCAAUUUGUUUAGCCAAUUCUGCUAGAGUCAGAACUUUUGAUAAAAAUGAUGAUAAUGGAAAUCCAUUAUACAUAUAUGUAACAAAAAAGUGUGGUUGGUUUAAUAAUGCUUGUAAGGAACUUGCUUGCUCAGAUUUAACAGGUGCUUAUUACAAUACAGAUGCUAAUUGUGCAGCAGAAUUAUCAACAUGUAUUAGUAAUAGAGUUGAUGCAUGCAUAACUAAAUUUGAUUGUAGCAAACUCUUUGGAACAUAAUCCACUUGUUUAAGUUAUCCAGGUUAUUGUACAAAUACAUCAACAGCUACUGAUACUACAGCAUGUGUAUAAAGAAAGUGCACAGAUAAUACAGAUGCUACUGAUAAUGCCACAUGUGCAACAUUCUUACCUGGAUGCAUUAGUAAUGGAAAAGGUUGUGUUGAUUACACUACUACUUGCUAAUAAAUGAAAGGAACAUAAGAAACAUGUAAUAAGCUAUUUGCUUAUAAAUCUGGAUCUAGUGAUAAUUUUACAACAAAUCAAUGUUAUAACAGUGCAUCAGCGACUGAAAAUGAUUCUUGUCAAAUUAAAACAUGUAAAUUGGCUACAAACUAAACAGAUGGUACAUGCGGAUCAUUUUUAGAAGGUUGUGUUUAUAAUGGAAAUGGAGGAUGUGUUGAUCCAAAAGCUGGUGACACAACUUGUGCAAGUUAUACAGGUGUUUUAGCUUUUUGUGAAGCUGCUGUUGUUGGAAGUAAUAGUACUAAAUAUUGUUUUGGAACAUCUACUUCAGCUGCAUGCAGUGUGAGAUAAUGUACAGAUAAUACUACAGCCACAAAGGAUGAUGAGUGUGAAACCUUCAUGUCAGGAUGUAUUGCUAAAUCUGAAGGAGGUUGUGUUGCUAGAUCAGCAAGAACUUGUGCUUAAUAAUCAGGAACAGUUGCAUCAUGUCCUAAUUUAAGUGGAGGUUUGUAAGUUUCUUCAGUUUGGACCAAGACAUCAUGCACUAAAUAUGAUGCAUGUUAAACGAGAUAAUGUGCAGAUAAAACAAGUCCUUAAUCAGCUUAGGAUUGUACAGAUCACAAAUCAACUUGUAGAUUCUUGAAGGCUGGAUCACCAUGCUUUGAUGCAGCAGCUUGUAGUGUUUAUAGUUUACCUGAUACAGCAACGACAGAUUAAUAAAAGUUUGAAUAUUGUUCAAAUAUUAAAGAUAACACCGGAUUGUUAUGUGGUUUUACAAAAGGAGCAACUAAGUGUUCAUCUAGAACUUGUGAACAAUUCUUGAGUGAAUACACUACAUCAUCAUGUAUUACUUAUUUAUAAAAGAAUGUAUCAACAACAACAGAUGAUGUCUGUAAAUUAGCUGGCACAUAUUGUUAUCAAUAAGAUAAAACUGAUUGUAAGUAUCCUUUCCCUUCUGGCAUUAGUUUGACAGAUGCUCAAAAAUUAGCAUAUUGCUAGAAAUUUUAAAAUGUUUCUGGUGUAUUUUGUUCAUUUAAAACUGGUGAUGCUACUUGUACUUCAUAAGACAGUUGUGAAAAAAUUGUUGCUCAAACAUCUGCUUAAGCUUGUAACGAUAUUCUAGGUUUCGGUAAAGGAAUUUGCUAAAAAGUGACCAAUACAUCCUGUAUAUCUACAGUUGCUUUAUGUUCAAACUAUAAUCUAGAUCCAACUCUCACUAAUGCAAAUAAAAAGACUGUUUGCGAAUCUCUACAAUUGGUUGAUACUGUUAGUAAUUUUGGCACUGGAACUGCGGGAUAUAGAUCAUGUACAUGGGUAUCUGGUAAUACAUGCGCAGCAUAUACUUGCAGUUAAAUAGUUGCUACUAGUUAAGAGGAUUGUGACAACAAAUAAGGAGGAUGUUUUUAUUACUCUGACACAUGUUAACCAGCAGCUGGUGCUUGCCCUGCAUCAUUCCCAUCUAAUUUAAAUUUAGAUACAGAUACUAAGAAGGCAAUUUAUUGUAAAUCACUGUAUGUAAAUGGAUAGGCGUUUUGUGAGAUAAAACCUGAUGGUACAGGUUGUCAAUCUGGAUCUAAUACUAAUUGUAUUUUAACUCUAUCUAGUGCUUGGACUAAAGCUACUUUUGAUGGAGUUGCAGCAACAACUGAUGCUUUCUGUAUAACUUAAUCAACAAAGCUUAAAGACAUUUUCUGUAUCAAAGAUGGUGCUGACGCAACUAAAUGUAAAGCAGGAACUUGUGAAGACAUCCCAUCUCCAAAUAAACAAGGAGAUUGUGAUAUACAUAUAAUUGGAUGUGUAUUUUCAGCAACAAAAUGUAGAACACCUAGACUUGCUGCAUUAGCAAAUGCAGGAGAUUGUGCAGAUCCAUCAAUAGUUCCAUUUUCAGAUGUUGCUAGUCUUGCUCCAAAUCUCAAAACAUAAUAUUGUUAAAUAUUUUCAAAAGAUGGAUCAAGUCAUUAUUGUACUUACGAUGAGUAUAAUGAUACAACAUAAACAGCUUGUACUGAAGCAGGUGAUUGUGAUUCAUACACAUUACCAUAGAGCGAUGCAGAAAAAAGAACAUAUUGUUUGAGCAAAAGAAAUGCUUCAGGUGGAAAAUGCGGAUUUACAUCUGGAGACACUAAAUGUAGAAAUUAUGAUUGCUAAGAUAUUUAAAGUCCAACAUCAUAAGUUGAUUGUGAUAUUUUAUCAAAUCGAUUAAGAUGCGUUUAUUUUAGAGGAACUUGCGUCAAAGAUGAUGCAAAUUGUGUAAAUAUUCCUGCUUCUGGAUCUACAUCAAGCGAUAAGAAAUUCUACUGCGAAAACAUCACACUAGUAAAUAAAACUAAAUGUACUUAUGCUAUUGGUGCUUAUUGUGCUAAAUUAGAUAGUUGUGAUACUUAUGAUGUGAAAGACGCCACUGACAAAGCUGCUAUUUGUACAACAUUAACAGAUGGAACGGAUAAGUGUACAUAUAUUACAGGUGAUAAUUGUGUCAAAUUGGAUACAUGUGCUAACUACGCACCCGCAUCUGGCUAAGAGGAAACUGAAUGUAAAGCAGUUAAAUCAACGGACGGUUAUCCAUGCAUAAUAGAUACUACUGCUUCUUAGAAAUGCAAAGCAUAAGUUUGUACUGAUAAUGAUGCCAGUGCUACAGAUUGUGCUAAUAAUGCUGAAGACUGUCUCUAUUAUUCUAAUAAAUGUAUUAAUAAGAGUGCUUGUGGCAGUUAUUCACCAUAAGGUGAUAAUGACACAGCCAAAUAAAUAUGGUGUGAAGGAGUUUAGAAUUUAUCAGGAGAUUUUUGUACUUGGGAUGCAGCAAAUUCAAAAUGCAAAGACAGAGCAUGUAGUGAUAAGUUAUUCUAUACAGAUUUCGAUUGUUCAAGUUAUCUUAAAUCUUGCAAGACAGACGGAACUAAAUGUGUUUCUAUAACUACUGCAUGUACUUCAUUUUAUGGUUCAACUGAAUUUUGCAAUUCUUUAUUAGAUACAACAGGAAAAGAUAAAUGCAGACCACUUGCAACUCCUACUACUACAUCCUCCGCAUGUACAAUUAAAACAUGUUAUGAUAAUGUUACAGCUACAUCAGAUUCUGAUUGUGAAACUUAUUUAAGUGGAUGUGUCACUCGUGGUAUAGGAUGUAUCCCAAAUACAGCAUAAUGCGAUUAAUAUAGAGGAACUAAAUAAUAAUGUGAAUUAUUCAAAAGAUACACUGGAGUAGAUACUAACAAUAAUCCAACUUAUGAAUAUUGUUCUGGUGAUGCUGGAAAUACUGCCACUAGUAAAUGUAAAGUAAGAACUUGUGCAGAUAACACUACAGCUAUUUCAGAUACUGAAUGUGCUAGUUUUUUGAAAGGUUGUAUUACCAAAGGUACUGGAUGUCUUGAUGCAACAUCAACAUGUGCUGCAUUUAAAGGAGAUUAAGCAACUUGUGCUAAAUUCUUUGGAUCUUCAGGUAAAGAUUAUUGCUGGAAUACUUCGACUGCAUUGGCUACAGCUAAUUGUGCAAAGAAGAAGUGCACUGAUAUUUCAGGUAAAAACAACAAAGAAUGUAAUGAUGGUAUGCCACCAUUUAAAACAACAGAUGAUCCUUUCUGUGUCUUCGAUGGAACUUCAUGCAUUGAUUAUGGAAAGAAUUGCAACACAUUCAAUGGAACUGAAGAGACAUGCCCAACAUUUUUGGCUAAAGAUGGCCCAUGCAAAGCUACUACAGUUGGAACUAUCAAAGGAGCAUGUACCUAGAGGAUAUGUACAGAAGCACCAAAUAAUCUUACAACUGAUGCUGAUUGCUAGAAAUAUCAUAAAGAUUGUUAUACAACUGGUUAUGGAUGCUCAAGUAUUAAGAAAUGUGAAAACUUAACAUCAUAAGCUUCAUGUAAAUUAAGAGAAGAAUGCACAUGGGCUAACUAAUGUUCAACUUCUAGUACAUCAUGUGCUACUUUUAAUAAUACUAAUUAUUCAUAAUGUACUAAUUCUAAAGUAAAUGGUAAGUUCUGUGCUUGGUAAGAAUCUAAUUCAACAUGUAGAGCUUAGGUCUGUGAAGAUUAAUCAGCGACAAUAGCUUCUCAUGCUUAAUGUUAAAGCUUUGCUGAUAAUUGUACUACAACUGGAGCUGGCUGUAUCACUAUUUCAGUAUGUUCCUCAUACAAGACUUAAUCUAUAUGUUUAGCUGCCGCAACAACUAAAGAUGGAGUAGGUAGAUGCGGUUGGGAUACUACUACAAAUAAAUGCAGAGCUAGAGUUUGCAGUGAUAAAAAUGGCUUAACUGAUGAUGAAUGUAAUACUUUUCUUUCAGGAUGUAAAACAAAUGGAUAAGGUUGUGUGGCUGGAGCUUCAUGUACUGAAUUCUCUAAUAAGCAAUUCUGUCUUCAAUCUAAAGCUGGACCAUGUCUUUGGGUUAAUGGAUAAUGUUAUGAUUAUGACAGAUGUGAAGAUGCAGUGAAAAAGACACAUUCUGAAUGUUAAGCAUUUUCACCAUUAUGUACAACUAAUGGAGAUACUUGCAUACCUAUAACAUCUUGUGCCAGUACUACAUUAAAGGCUUCUUGCGUUGUAGGAACUGAUGGAGCUUGUGGAUGGUUACCCACUGGAACAUGCUAAAAGUUCGGAUAAUGCACAGACGCAGUUGCUGCUACUAAUGAUGAAUGUGUCUCUUAUGGACCUAAUUGUAUGACUGAUGGAACAGCAUGUAUUGCAAAAUCAACUUGUGGUAGUUACAAGACAUAAACAGCAUGUAAUAACAAUGGAACAGAUGGUAUUUGUUAUUGGAAUGCCACAGCAAAUACUUGCAAAUUGAAGGAGUGUAGUGAUGAGCAAAAGGGUACAAAUGAUCAAUGCAAACUUAUUUCUGUCACUGGAGGAUCAUGCACAACCGAUGGAAGCAAAUGUAUUCCAUUAUCAACAUGCUCAAGCUAUGUUGAAGCUGGAUGCUUCAAUGGAACUGAUGGAGAAUGCAUAUUUGCAUUACCAGUUGGAGCUACUACAGGAACUAAGACAUGCAGAUUAAAAUAAUGUGAAGAUAUUACUGGUGGAACAUCAAAUGCUAACUGUAUGGGAGUAAUCACUGGAAAAUAAUGUGUAUCCAAUGGAACAAGUUGUAUAGCCAAAGCUGCUUGCUCAUCUUAUAAGAAUAUUACUUCUUGUAAUGGAGGUGGCUUUGAAAAUAAUAAAUCUACUGUUUGUGCAUUCACUCCAACUGGAACUGACAAGGUCAAUGGAACUUGCAAGACAUUUACCUCAUGUCCUGAUGCCAACAAAGAUAAACUUGCUUGCACAACUAAUCCAUAUUGCAAAUGGACUGAAAACUCAACAGGAACAUCUUGUGCUAAUCAUACAUGCGAUACUUUCGCCACAGGAACUGACUGCAGACCAAUUCCAAGCUUUGAUGGAACUUCAUCAACUGUUUGUGUUCUCUAAAGUGGAAAAUGUGCUGCUGCUGAUCCAGGAACCAUGACAGAUUCCAAGAUUUGCUACACUAAAUCUGCUUAUACUUAUAGUUGGAAUGCUGCUACCAAUAAAUGUGAAAGUUGUAUUUCAGGAUCUGUCAAUCCAAAUAAUUCAAAUGGAACAAAUAAUUAAACAGAUAAUGGAACAACAACUACCGACAGUGCCUUCAUCUUGUCAGCUAUUUCUUUCGGUAUUUUGGGAUUAAUGGCAUGA